AUGUGGACUAAGAAGAUGGAAGAAUCAGCUGCUCACCGUUGCCAUGGAGACCACUUAAUUAACGCCACCGAGGGAGAGGACACCUCCGGCGGGAAGAAACCCCGCCCAGAGCAGUGGCGGGAAGAGCGGAGCAGAGAGAGGGCUCGCGGGGACCAGCCGGGACGAGGACGCACACGGGCCGGCCGCGAGAUGGAGAAAUCAAUUAUUCUACUGUUCUGGAUACAAUAUGCUGUUAAGAUCUCAAAAUGUUUUUAUUAUAUACCAAUAAAUAAGCAAACAACAACAACUUUUAUUGAAUGGGAAGAAUUUCCUAAAGGAGAAAAUCCUGAAUUUUAUCUUUUAAAAUACCAACUUGUUAAUAAUUUUGCUCAAAAAAAUGUCAAAAGCAUUCCUGCAGACCCACAAAAACUUCCAAAAUCAAUAAUAACACUAGAAGAAAAUGAAGACUAUCACAUCACUAUACAGUCCAUAAAAUAUGGGCAAAUUUUAAGUGAAAAGUCAUUUCAAACCCGGGGAAUCUCAAUUAGAAAUAUUAAAACAAUAGCAACAAGUACAAGUGUUUCUUUUAACUGGAGUGUGGUAUCUUCCAAUGACAUUGCAGUGUCAAUAUCUCUUAAUCAUACUUCACAAAUUAUGCAAAAUAAUGUCAUUGUUUAUGAGUGGGAUCAUUUGAAACCUGCCACCUUAUAUGCUUUUACUUUUGAAAUUAAACAGAUGCAUUUGGAUUUUAUAAAUGUACUUCAGAGACUGGAUGUUCAAGUUGAAACAGGUUCAUGUUCACAAGGAUGGGUAGCAUUAAAAAAUAGCUGUUACAGAAUUAGCAAAGAGAGUAAGCCAUGGAAUAUAGCCCAGCAGCAUUGUAAGUUAUCCCUAAACUCUGCACAACUUGUGGAUAUAAAAAGUGAAGAAGAAAAAAAAUUUAUAUUUUCACAUCUCAGGUCAAAGAAUCAAAUAAUAAUAUGGACUGGUCUUAACGAUCUGAAGAAUGAAGGUCAUCUCACAUGGACAGAUGGAACAUCUUUUGGACUUAAGAAAAAUGAAAUCUUUUCUUUUCCACUGCUACCCAAGAAUGAAACAAAUUGCUACAUUUUACAGCAAAAUGCAACUGGCUCAAACUAUUUUUUUGCAAGAUUUUUCUGCUAUGUUCCAUUGCCAUAUAUUUGCAAAUAUGAAUCACCUUCUCUGCAGGAAAACCUUUUGAUCAAUAUAAAGGAUGUUGGAACAACUGAAGUUGUAUUUAGUUGGAAUAAUUUGAGUGGUUGGAAUAAUUUGAAUAAGUGGCUGCAACUAGGAUAUAAAAUUAUCAUUAAAUAUUAUUUAGAUUAUACAGAACAACAUUUUGAGAGCUUGCCCCCAAAUACUACGGAAAAAUCAAUUACCCAACUAUCUUCUGGCCAUGUUUACAGAUUUUUACUCUUUGCAAUAAAUGAAUGGGAAGCCAAAACCACGUUAAGUCCAGUAUUCAUUGUUGAAACACGCCCAUUAUCAGCCCAAAAUUUCGCAGUGACUCAUGUGACCCCAACAGAAAUAUUUUUACACUGGGAUCCCCCAGAUCCUGUGUCUUUUCACCAUUAUCUUGUGACUAUUUUGGAUGUUGAAAACAAUAAAUCUGAAGAGGUGUCUGUUGCAAAACUCAACACGUCCAUAACGAUUAGAGAUCUCAAAUCGUUCCACCAUUAUCUGAUCUAUCUAUUCAGUGUAGCGGAAAGAGGAACUUUAAGCUGCUUUGAGAAACCUAUUUCAGCCAUUACAGGUAUUAAUCCACCUCAGAAAGUGUAUGUUAAACCUGAAGAUGUGGGAGAGGACAAUAUAAUGCUUCAGUGGGAGUCCCCACAGGAUGCCCACGAGGUUUACAUUCAAAUCAGAUCCCUACCAGAUACAAGAGAAGUCAUGAAUCUUUCUGUAAAGGAUGCUAACAGACUCAAGAUUGAUAAUCUAAUCCCUGGAAUGACAUACGACAUUGGAAUGGCAACAGUGAUUAAUGGGAACUUGAGCGAGCUGGUAACUAUUCAACAAACUCUAAAGCCCAAACCAGUCCAGAUUGUUAUGCCUUAUGAAAGUCACAGUACCUCUGUGAUCUUAUUUGUUCAAACCCCUGAUAUUGGAGUGUUUGAUGGCAUACAUAUUGUAAUUGAAGGAGAGCUAAAUGUAACCAUGCCUUUAAAACAUGACAGUAAGAUAACUGUUGACAAUUUAACCCCAGGCACAGAAUAUAAUUUCUUUGUUUCCAUCAUCAGUGGGACUAAAUUAAGUAAUAUGUAUUAUGUACCGGCAAUAAAAACAU
Hipposideros armiger (great roundleaf bat) is the source of this 2284-nucleotide messenger RNA. RefSeq lists its product as uncharacterized. The annotation marks the transcript as partial. NCBI's taxonomy places the organism in Eukaryota, Metazoa, Chordata, Mammalia, Chiroptera, Hipposideridae. Gene Ontology annotation, molecular function: protein binding. The transcript has 12 exons. The record is from RefSeq and is a predicted model, not a curated record.